Messenger RNA from Trichobilharzia szidati, 7881 nucleotides. The record is from the annotation of a GenBank genome assembly. Lineage: Eukaryota; Metazoa; Platyhelminthes; Trematoda; Strigeidida; Schistosomatidae.
AUGAGUUCGAGUAGAGUGAGUGCCUUGAUCAGUGCAACGUAUUUUCUCGGCAUUCCUUUCACAGCCAAGCAUCGCCAGAGUACCUCUCGGUCGACAGAAUCGAAUGCCGCCUUUAGGUCAAGAAAUAUAACGAUUGUUGGACGCCGGUAAGAAUGCCUGUUCCAGAAUCUGUCGAAGGCUGAAGAUAUGAUCAAUACACCCCCUUCCUGAUCUGAAGCCUGCCUGGUUCUCUCGUGUUUGUUCCUCCCGAGCACCACUUAGUCUACGCACUAUUAUUAAGCCUAGUACUUUAGAUACUAUAUUAGUCAAGCUAAUCCCUCUUUGAUUAUCACAGGAAGACUUGUCUCCCUUCUUGUAUAUGGGGAUAAUCAGUGACUUACACCAACCCGAUGGGACUUCCUCUGAUUUCCAGACGCUGCCUAGUACCUCAGUUGAUGCAGACAGUAAACUGUCUCCACCGUACUUAAAUACCUCUGGAGUCAAUAAAUCAGGUCCCGCUGCUCUGCCUUGUUUCAGACUAGUGACAGCUUUAGUAACCUCAAUUAGGUACGGAGGACCUGUGUCGUAGUGUUUGUUCGUAUUUAGCAGCUUUCUCACCUGUUAACUAUUUCGGCUUGUCUGCUUCCUUGUGUAGUGACUAGCAAAUGUUUCACUUACUGUUGUCACCCGUUUGUAUAGACUUGCGUAAAGCAGUGGAUCUUUGGUGUAGAAAUGGUUUGGAAUGUUGUCAUGAGAGUCGACUGAAGAAGAGCGAGACUGAAAGCAGCUAGUCUAAGAUCAUAGCCUAAUGUUAAAACACUGACGGUGUGGAUUUUAAUUGUAGCAGUGCAUUUUCCAAGGGUAGCCAACUUAUCCAGAAUUCCUACCUCCCUGUUCUUAAAGUUGAAAUGCCUGAUCCUUGAAUUAAGGCAUGCUUUUACUCUAUUGGAUCCCUCUACCGACUUUUUCAAAGUCUAGAACAAAGCAUAUCUGCACUAAGUUUACUUCCCUGCCUUACUUCAGGUAGAUUUCCAUCAGGCCGUUGAAAUUAAUUUCAUUAGUUGAUUAGAUUUCCUGGUAGUAGUCCAAUUUCUUUCACAUACUUAAAGGCGAUAUUGCACAAAGACAAUAUAUUACUGUGUUGAUCUUGUACUUGCAAUGCUUGUUAGUGAUUGUUCUUUUAUUUCCCAUACAUACCUAGACUUUUUAGAUGUUUGGUCACUAAUAUUGGUUGUGCUGUCGUCAGGUUUUCUUCAGGCGUUAAUCCUGGUAACCUCUACAGUUGUUAGUGGAUUACAGAAAAUCAGUUUGACGUGAAACAAUCAUAAUUCAGUGUAGAUUAGAAGUGUGACAGUUAGAUGUAUUUGUUACUGCAUUGAUUUGAGACUAAAUUGGUUAUAGCGGUUGGUUUAUCAAAUUGGCAAAUAGGUUGUCUUGAGUUAAACCCGAACAUGUUUUACAAAACUGGUCACAUAUUGGCAUUAUUUUUGAGAAGUAUUGUGGCAAGAUGGUUGUAGUUAUUUCCUUAAAACUUCACCAGGUAUUUGAUGCUGACAUCUUACCAUAUAUCCUAUAUUUUCCUCCUUUAAUUGAAGGUUUUUAAAUGUAACCCUUUUCUGGUAUGCAACCUCUUGAUAGCUACUGGAUAUAAUCAUACAUCUAACUUAGCAUGUGAUUUGAUAAAUAUGAUCUUCGAAUACAGGUAAGUUGUAAAAGAAUUUAAUCGAAAGUUAUGUAUCGACAAAUUUCUACAAGUUAUGUUCCGAUCAGUUGCAUCAUGGCUUUUAGAACUUUUACGGGAAUUUUUCACAUAAUUUUAUAUUGGUGCUCUUUGCUUUUUUGUCCAAUACAUAACUGUGUAAGAUCUGUAGAUGUAUCAGCAAUUGAAACAUUUCAUCUCAUAACUUUAUAGUUGCAGUAAUUUAAUAGUAAAAGUAUUCAGUCCGAUAGACUUUUUGUACAAACUUCUUGAUGUGUAUUUGUAUUCCAGAUAUUUCAUGUAUUUGAACAAAACAACAACUACAGAAUAAAAUGGUACCAUAUUUUAUUUCGUCGCCUUCUCUUCAGCUGCUUACAGGGCAAAAACAUUAUUAAAUGUAUCUGCAAAAACAAUUUAACAUACUUGCACAAAGCUCAUUUAAACAGAAAUCAAUCGAUCAAUAUACACAUAGGCUAAUAAUAUAUAUAUAUAUAUAUAUGCAGCUGAAGAGAAGGCGAUGAAAUAAAAUAUGAUACCAUUUUAUUCUGCUGAAACUGUAGUUGUUGCUUUGUUCAAAUUCAUUAAGAGGAACAAAUGUAUGCUAUUUCAUGUAUCAUUUAUUACCCAUAUUGUAAUCAUAUCGUUCCGAAAAAGCUGACCAUCAUUUUCAAAAAUUCAUUCUGUAUGCAUGUUUCACGAUUCAGUGCACGAGUUUAUAUUUAAUUCGAUUUAAUUAGUCCAUUGACUACCAGUGGUUGACUUCUUUGUUAACUAAGCGCUUUGUAUACACCUAAUUAAUUACAUUGUGGUCUUUAUGUCAGGUCACAAGUCUAAUCUGAUGAUAGUGUUUAGUUGUCUGCACAUCAGUGAACGGUUUCAAAUAGUGUAUAUGCUAAGAACUAUUGAUCCACUUUCUGAAUUUUCCUUAUUAGGAUAUUUUCUACUGAUAACUGUCUAUGUCUAUUACUCUUUCAGUAAGUCUUUUCUGUGUAAGUUUAUUUUUUAUGUACUUUUUCCCUUGAAAUGAACAGCAAUUUUAUCAAGGAAAACUCCCCGGCAUUCUAUGAUCAUAAUGUAGUGAAGCCUAUUGUUCAGUUUAUGUUAACUGGUAACUUAGAUUGUCCAGUAUCAAAAGAACCUAACAGUUGUUAUAUUCUACUGGUCAAUAAAUCAGUGCAGAACACGAAUUGGGACAAUUUUGUCAAUGGUUGUUUAACAAGCAAGUUCACUUUGUUACCUAGUAGUCCAGAAAUGUUAGAAAGUAUUUCACCUUUACCAGCCUGCCAAACUUAUGCAGGUUUAUGCAAAAGUGACCUUUUAAUUGAUCAACUACUUGAAUAUAUCCCUUCCGUUUUUCUCAAUUCAAAGUCUAAUCAAUCCGCAGUAAUGGUUGAAAGGAACUUAUUGUUUGUCUGGUUGAGACUGUAUAAUUUGAGAGAUUAUUUCGAUUUGUCUUCUUCGUUACAGCAAACGGUUCCUACGGUUUUGGCUAAAAGUGCUAUGCAUCAUGAUGAGAGCAUACGUGUAUUGGCAUUAAGUGGAAUAUCCAAAUUUUUAUGCAAACUCAUACGUACAAAAUGUAAAGAAGGCAAUGAUAAAAAGAAGUCUGUAGAAUUCAUGCUAUCCGAUGUACCAAAUUUACAAAUAUUUAUGGAUACCUUUUUAAACUGUUGUACUACUUUUAAUAAUUGUUCAAAUCCAGCCUGUCGUAAACAAUUUCAACAAAUUUUUUCUAGCCUUACUGAAUCUAUACGCAUGAUGUGUAAAUCUGUGUGCAUCAACGAUACAGAAUUAUCUCUUUUGUUAGACAAAUGUAAUGUUAAUAAUAACAAUAAUGAUGCUAAUAAUAAAGUGGUAUUUUACCUACAAGAUACUGAAAUAGAUUCACAAGUAUUUUAUCAUUUACCAAGUAAAUUGGUCAGUGAAGAUAUUAUGCAUCAAUCAUGUGACGAUACAGCAGUUGUACUCUGUUUAGCUAAAUUGAUACGAUUUAUCAGUACACUAUGCCGUUCGACUUUAACUCACAGAGGGAUAAAUGAUCGGACUUCAAAUAAGAAGGUAUCUGCGUGCAUAGUAGAGACUUAUUUUUGGCCAGGAAUGAGUUAUCAACGAGCAAAAUUUCAACUAGAUGUCAUUGAAACUGCAUUGGGCUUACUGAAUUUAUCAUCUACUGGUCCAUGGAAUAAAAAAUUCAGCAAAUGGAGAGCUGACUUUGGUAAAGAUUCACUGAAUAAUUUACAAACGUUAAUUGAUAAUAUUUCAAUGAAAUAUAAUUGGGAUUUCAAAUCUGUUAAUUCAUUAAGAAUUUUGUUUAAUGGACUUUUGUAUUUAAGUUCAGAUCUACACCCGCAAAUAAUGUCUGUCAUAUAUGAUCAUUGGAUUGAAAGGAAAGAUCUACUGAUGGAGGUUCUUUAUCCUACUGCGAUUGAUUUAGCCUGUGCAUGGUGUGAUACACCAUGGUGUUCAGUAUACCCGGCUGGUGCAAACAUUUUAUCAUUCUGCUGCAUCAACGGUUUGUGGGAUGUGUCUUACUUUGGUUCAGAUAUGCGUACAUGGAUUUUGAAUAAAUUGAAAAGAUUCUUAGAACUAGAUGAGAAAAGAAGCAAACAUCUCGGUGACAGUGAUGACCUAUUUCCGUUUAGUAAUAAAUUACUCUGGAUUGUGCAGUUCCAAUCUGGUCUAGGUUUCCUUCAAGCAGUUGAUCAAAUUUUAUCUAAUUGUUUAGUGAAGUUAUCUAAAAAUAUAAAGAAUUGUGUCCCUAAUCAAUUGGUUGAACCUGCAUUGUAUGAAUUGAUUAGUUGUGCAGAGUUACCAAUUUUAUGCUUACAGUUAUGUAAUCUAUGUCUUUAUUCAAUGGGUUGUCAGACUUGUCAAUUUAAUGAAGAUAAUAUCUUUAUAACUGAUUUCUCUAAAGGUGCUUCAUCAUUCCAAGAAUUGGGCAAAGCAAUUUUGACCACUAUAACACUAGCUAGACGAAGUCAGUUGUCAGUCGGUGAAGGAGUUGACCGGUUACCAGAAUCACAUCUAAUUAAAACGUUGUCCACGUCUACAAGUUGUCCAAUCUCCUCAGAUAAUGAUUCAGAUUUGCAUUUAUUCAAUUCAAUUGAAUUGUUGCCGGAAUAUCAGCAUAUUCUUUCCUGGGCAUGGAAUACUCUCAAAUUUUGUUCUAGUAUCCUAGCCAGUUGGUCAGCUCUACAAUUUAAGUUGAAUCAUAAAGAAAUGAGCUUAAAUCGAAGAAUACUUAUUACAAAAAUUGGCUAUCAUUUACUGCAUCAGUUGUUACAGUGUCGUCAUAAGGGAUCUAUUGAAGCAAUCUACUUUAAUCUUCUACUCUAUUUGCAAACUACUGAAGCCUACCAAUCGACAUCAUCAGUUAUGGUAGAAUGUGAAGAAAAGGGGAUGCCAAUUUCACAAGUGGAUUUCUCUACUAAUAUUGAAUAUUCUUUAAUACCUAAUAAUAGACUGUUGACAGCUGAUCAUGUACUGUGUAUAUGUUGGCAAGUAAUAAAUAAUAGUGCUUAUUCUGUUACUCGACGCGGUGCUGGCGUGAAACCAGCUAUUCGUGCAUGCCUUUUAGUGAAACCAUGCAAUGGAAUUGAAAAUCCCCCAUGUUCGCUUGUUCGUUGUUUGGAGAGUUUGUUCAAAAUUACUCAGUUAAGCGACAAAGAAGAAGAUGAUACUAACAAAAAUAUACAAUGUGUAUCUAACACUAAUACACUUCAUGAUUCACCGAGGGUAUUCGCUUUACAUUUAUUGCAUGGUUUGUUCACUGAUUCUCGACUACGUGUACACGAACAUCCUGUUCCUGUAAGAAGCGAUCAUUCACAAGUCAGUAAUUGGACAAUUGAAGCUCUUCGACUCGCUGUUGUUCCAGGUUUCAAUUCAAAGAAAUGGAAUGUUUGGAAUGCUGCUCUACAACUUCAUAGUGCACUGGUGUAUCGUUUGACUGGAGCAACUUCAGAUUCACAGUUCCCUGUGAUUUCAGAUGUUUACCUGCAAUAUCCUCAAAUAUUGGAUAUUAUCUUGAGUUGUUUAAAUAAGACCUACCAAGAUUUAUCAUCUGGUCAAUCCUUAAUUCCUUUGCUUACAUUGAUCGUUAGGUUCUCAGCAUCAGCUGAUCAGUCCUUCUUAGGUCUAAAGGAAAUUGAUAAUAUCCUUGAAAAACUUGAACAUCUACUCCUGAAUCACAGCAGUAUGUAUAUUCGUAAAUUAGUUUCUAAGGCAUAUUUUGUAUUUCUGAAUCCACCGAUUGAUACCUACUAUCAGGAUGAAUCAGUUUCAUGUUGUCAUAAGAAACAAUCUACGCUGUGUAAAAUUUCUUGUGUUGGACCGUUGAAACUAAUGUAUUAUUCAUGUGUUCUACAUAACAUUGAAACUACGCAUUCGUAUAACUCUAUCUCGAAUGCAAUUCACGGGCAGUUAUGUUUAUUGCAGUCGUGGUAUCAACAUGAAACUUGUGCUACUGUUCAAAAAUGGAGGGCAAGCUUCUUCAAUAUGAAAUCAGCAUUUAAUUAUCUUACUAAAUGGACAUCUAUUUCCUGUUGGUAUCUCGCCUAUGAAUUAUGCAUUCUUAUAAAUGCUGUGCUGGUGCAUACUUCGGUGAAUGCUAACUAUGUGGUGUUAUUCCAAAGUGAAGUAUGGACAAGAUUAUCUACUUUACCUAAAUCAGUAUUCAUUCUAACCAAUGAGCCAUUUCACAUGGAAUUUUUAGUUGAGUUCUAUCAUAUCUGUUCAAGACUGCAGUCAAAUUCAAAUCUGGUUGGUUCUUUGAUUAUUAACAAUAAGACGGAUCCAAUUCUACUCUUACGAUUUCUUAAUCUAAUAAAGCCUCAUCAUAAUUAUUUAUCCGAAGAAUUUCACUUGCAGUUAAUUGAGUAUUGGAUGAAUUGGCGACCAUUGCCACCAGUUGAAGAAGUUAAUUGUAAAACACAGGAAAUAUCGAAUUGUUCUAUUGAUCCGAAGCUGGCGGGAGACAAUUCUCUCUUGGAAUACCUUCAUCCAACAGUGUUUUGGUGUCUGUUGGAGUUUUUCGUCGUAUCCUGUUCAUCAACAACAGAAUGUUGUAGUCAAAAAAAGAUUCAGACUGAAGUAAACCUCGAAAUCAUGUUAUCACGUUUGUGGAAUUUAUGUUCGUGUAAUGAAAUGAUUACUGGAAUCAGAUUUUGUGUUAAUCGUUCACGUGUAUUGUAUCUAAUUACACAUUUAAUGUGUUUAUCAUCAGAUUAUUUUUGCUUUCAUGUGGACAAAUGGUUAGAUUUAGUAACUGACUGUUUACAAUUUCAUAAAUCAACAACUUCACGUAUCUUUGCCUCAAAGUCAAUUCAUUUGUGGAUAAUAAAGUUAAAAGGCGAAGAAGAAGAAAACACUUUAAAAACUGGUAUAAAUUCCUUACCAUAUCGAAUUUAUUUGAUCAAACAAUCAUUGAAUUUAUCACAGCGUAAAAGACUAUUGAAUUGCAUCUUACAAAGUUUAUUCGAUGAAUCACAUGAAGUACGAUCAUUAAUGAGUGCUAUCGUGAAUUUAUGUUUGGAAAGGUAUCCUGACAAUUGUGAAUAUAAAAAUAAUCUUAAUAACAUGAAUAAUUUCAGUGAUUCACAUUUAAUUGGUGUACAUAAACUUUUAAAAGAAAUUUUACCAUUACUGUUAAAUGAUGAAGACACUGAUGAACAGUAUUCAAUGCAUAGUCGAAGUGAAUCAACUAAUUGGUUAUGUGACUAUUGGUUAACUGUAAUGAAGUCUAUGAACUGUCUGUUGAUUGGUGAAUAUGAAUCAAGUCAACGAAAUAUACUAUAUGAACGAGAGGCUUAUAAUUUAUUUUGUGAACCGCGUUUGCUAAUCGAUUUACUAUUUACCCAUCUUUGUUCACAAAAGAAUUUGUCUAAAGAGAAUCUUCUACGCAUCACGUUAGCAGUUAUUGAACAAGCUGAUUAUCAUUUACAGUCUCUAUGUGCAUUGAAAGGCUUACAGACAGAAAAGGUUCUUGACGUGGAUAGUUGGUGUGGACCAGCUGUACCAGUUGGAGUGUUUACAAGGCAGUAUAGUGUUCAGUUGGUGAAUUCAUUGAAGUGAAAGCAAAGAAGGAAAAAUGAAAAGAAUGACCAGUAUUACUUACAUACUUUCUUUAAACAAAGAAAAAGGAAUUCUUGUAUAUUUUUUGUUUAAAAUAUUUGUAUUCUUCGUUUUUUAUUUGUGUUCUAGGUGAA